CAGAUGGAAACUCUUGAAAAUAUUGAAGUCACACUUGUUGGGCAGCCCUACUCGAAUUUGGUCAUCUCACCAAAUAAUAGAAUCCUCGCCACCACUACUGGAGCAUCCUGUGAAGUUUUAUUCUCUGACAAGAAGGGAAAUGACGCAAGACGUGUGAUUAAGCAUGAUUGUGACGUCAUCGCCGUCUUUUUUCACUCAAAUGAGCGUCUGGUGACUGUGACUGAAAAUGGAGAAGUUAGCGAAUUUGAAGCACAGGAAAAAGAUUUUGAAAAGCUUGUUUCCAGAAGAGUUACAGCUUUUCCUGUUGUUGCCGCCUUUGCCCAAAAACCGAAAAACGCCGAAGAAGAAAAGGAGCUUGAAUUGUGGCUUGUCGUCAAAAAAAGUGAUUCAAAAAAGCAAAAGAAUCCGUCAAAAUUCGAUAUUUGUGUGACUGGAGCCAAUGGAUCAAUUGAAAAAGUUUUGGAAAUUCCAUCGAAUAUUCGAAAAGAACAAAUUGUGAUUUCUGAUCGAAUUGUUUCAUAUUGUCAGGGAUUGGAAAUUACAUCGAUUAUUUUAAAUGAUAGUGACUUUUCGAUUGUCAAGGAGACUAAAUAUACAUCGAAAAAUACAGGAGGACAUGACAUUGACGUGAUCCACCAAUUCGAUCGUCUCUCAGCCAAUGGAAAUUAUUUGGUUGCUGCAAUCAGUGAUGGACGAGUUCUCGAAUGGUCUAAUCUCAAAUCCUCUGGCGUUUCUGAUACUCAUCACAGAAUUCACUGGAAUAAAGUCGGUUGCCACGUGGCUGUUACUCAAUUUGGAAAUGUGCUCACUGCUGGAGCAGAAUGUGCGCUCGCGAGACACUCGAAAGGACAAAAAGAGCCGACGCUGUUGCCGAGAUUGGCGGCUCCUGUUACUGGAUUGGUUAUUUCAGAGGAUUCAUCCACUUGUGCACUUGUUAUGGAAGACAACUCAAUUCACACUGUACUCCUCGCCACGAUGGCUCUGAAAUCGUCAAUUUCCACUCUUGAAUACUGUCCAAGAUCCUUGAACACCGUAUUUUGCUGCGAUCGUCUACGUCCACGUAGUAUUGUGAUGAACGCGAAGCCUGGUACAAUUCAAUGGUUUGAUCCAGUAACCAUUACAACUGAAUCAAAAAUGCACGUAACACUGGAGAAUACGAUUGACGGUGAUAUGACGUCACGUGGUAUUCGAUCGGCAUUCCGUGAUGUUCUCUGUGUAUCUUUUACAUCAACUCUCGCUGCAACUAUCGAGAAAUUCGUUCAUUUUGAUGGAGAAAAUCAUGUUCGAUUCUGGCAACGUAUCGGAAAUGCUACGAAUACUAAAUUGGUUGCAAGUGUUGCAGUUCCGAAUGAUGUUGUUUUUGUAGCCACUUGUCAGACAAGCACGUCGUCGAGAUUUGCGAACACCAUCGUCACGGCCUCAACGAGUGGAACGAUCAGUGUGUGGGAUUACACUGAAAAAGACGUUCGUGAAGAUCUGGAACGCAGUAGAAAUUGGCAGGAAGCUGAAAUUCGAUCGAUUUCCAAUAUUCAAGCUGACGGAAAAUUCGUCAGUGCACAUGGACAACAUGCGGUGCUUUGGAAUGUUAAAAAUAUGAAAAUCAUCGAUGUGCUCAGCUGCUCCGACGACAUUAUCUCAGUGGAUUUUGCAGCCGACGGACGUCAUUUGAUUAUUUCAACGAAAAAAGGAGUCGUCUGCUGGGAUACACUGUGCCUAUUGGUUGUUUGGAAAAUUCAACAGGCAGUCGGAUGCGUUGUCAAUUCAAUUGGAUGUUUUGCAUUUGAAGGAGCCCAAGUUAUGCGUUUUGAUGCGGAAACUGGAAGAGUUUUGGAAACUAUUCAAUUCUCUACAAAUAUUGAUGAACUUGUCGUUAUUCAGCAAAGAGCACACGCUUUGGUUUAUGUUGCCAAGACGGCGAAGGGAAUCAUAUGUCACCGUCCUGCACACAUCAAGAAUAGUGGAAGAUCAGGAGAGAUCGCAGUUCCACAGACUCCAUUCCAACAACUUGGCUCAAAAUCAACAGCUGGCCCAUCCACAGUCACAUCGGAUCAAGCUUUCGUCCGUCAACCCAGGCCUGAAGCGGCCCGCUUAUUCUCCGGACCAGUUCAUCAGCUCCCUCCAAUCUCGUUCAUCGCUCCACUUUUUAUCGAAAAAUCGUUGCUUCCACCGCCUGUACGUGGUGUCUAGAAGCAUCUAGAACACUUUCUGAUUCAUCGCUCUCUCUUUUUGUUUUUGGUUUUUUUUUUUCACAAGUUUCAAUCAUUUUUUAUUGUUGCCUUUCUUUUUUUCAAUUUUUUUCCCUUCCACAUAUGCUACAAUCCUUUUGUUAUCACACACACACAUUUGUUAUCGUUGUUGAUUUUAUUUGUUCAUGAAUUCGUUUUUUUUAAAUUUU
Caenorhabditis elegans is the source of this 2395-nucleotide messenger RNA. RefSeq names its product WD_REPEATS_REGION domain-containing protein (gene F49D11.10). The record is from RefSeq and is marked reviewed. Gene Ontology annotation, cellular component: nucleolus; small-subunit processome. The transcript has 9 exons. Gene Ontology annotation, molecular function: RNA binding. The coding region runs from base 4 to 2187 and encodes 727 amino acids. NCBI's taxonomy places the organism in Eukaryota, Metazoa, Nematoda, Chromadorea, Rhabditida, Rhabditidae. Gene Ontology annotation, biological process: ribosome biogenesis; positive regulation of transcription by RNA polymerase I.